Molecule: messenger RNA, 1779 nt
Organism: Gloeophyllum trabeum ATCC 11539
Lineage: Eukaryota; Fungi; Basidiomycota; Agaricomycetes; Gloeophyllales; Gloeophyllaceae
Exons: 5
Biological process (GO): protein O-linked glycosylation via mannose
Cellular component (GO): endoplasmic reticulum
Molecular function (GO): protein O-acetylglucosaminyltransferase activity
Source: RefSeq, a predicted model, not a curated record
CGCGACGCCUUCCUCAUCCUCCUCGGCGCAUUCACCAUGCACAUCCUCUCCAUCCUCUCCGGCGGCUUCAACGACGGCACCAAGAACGAGAUCGUCGUCAGCACACACUUUAACUCGACAUGGCAGGUCCACGACAAGGAUCUGCGAUUUGACGAGCCAGAGCCGCAGCAGGCCCUCGACGAGCAGCUCCGAGUUAUCGAGACGGACACUCGGACGAAGGAUUCACCUCUCUCUGACACUGAGCCCAAGCCCGAGACGGAGAAGAAGACAGCUGACGUCUCCAAGGCGUCUUCUCUGCCGGCCACGACGCUUGCGCACCACGCGCCGGGCUGGACCAUCUUCCACGACGUUUACAUGUCCAACGGCACCCUCUUUGUCGUCACUGACGACGACCCCUCCGACUUCCCAGACCCCAUCUACAUUACUUCAACAGGUCUUCCUGCCGUCAACUCGGAGGAGAACAUCCGCGCAAGACUGCCGACCAAGUACGAGCUAGACUUCAUAUCUACCUCCGAAGCGCAGAAGCGAUGGGGGAAGAGAGCAGGCGAGGCAGAGAACCGGGUGUGGACAGUCCAAGGCAACACAGUGCUGUUCAACGACCCGGGAUCACAAUUCCUCGAUCACUACUACCACUUCGUCGCCGAACUGAUGUUCGGCACCUGGGCCUUCUGGUCAGGUGCCCAGUCCCAAUACGAAGCCCCGCGGAACCGCGACUCGCCUAUCUCGAACCUCUUCCUCGGCUCUCCCUCAUCCUCAUUCUCGUCUACAUCCUCGCCCUCCUCCAAGUCCGAUCCCUCCAUCCCCAUCUUCGACCGCGCGAUCUUCUCCCACGCCCUCUCCUCGCAAUGGCGCGACCGCCCGGGCUUCAACUCCUACUUCCUGCGCGCCGCCUUCCCCUCGCUGACCGUCGAAGUCCAGGAAGACUGGGAGGACCGCAUCAGGAGCACGCAGCCGCUGCGCGCCGGCGCGCUCUCGCCGUCGAGCGCGGCGCCGGACGCGCUGCUCGGCCGCGCGUACCACUUCCCCACGCUGAUGCUCGUCGACCGCAGCGCGGCGUUCAAGGGCCGCAUCUGCGGCGGCAUGAACCAGCGCACGGCGGCCGAGGCGUACUACUACAUGCGCGACCGCGGGCUGCUCCGGCUCAGCGGGCUCGAGUACGACUUUGCCUCGGAGACGCCCAAGUACGCGGCGCCGAAGGAGGGCGGGGCGUGGUGGGAGGAUGUGCGGAAACGGGUGGUGCAGUAUGCGGGUGCCGGUGCGCCGGAGCAUCGCGAGCUGCUGAGCAGCGAGAAGGGGGAUAUCGUGAUUACGUAUAUCUCGCGCCAGGGCGUGCGGAGGCGGUUGUUGGAACCCGACCAUGAGGGCUUGGUAGCGGCGCUCAAGGAGCUUGUGCAGAGGAAGAAUGCGGAGGGCGGACGGAAGUGGGAGGUGAAUGUCGUGCAGGCGGAGAAGCUGGACCGGGACGAGCAGGUUAGGCUAGCGAGUCGGACCACGGUGAUGCUGGGCGUGCACGGCAAUGGCCUCUCGCACCUCAUCCUCAUGCCGGUAUCGGAGCGGUCGACAGUGGUCGAGAUCUUCUACCCGCAAGGGUUCGCGCACGACUACGAGUGGACUUCAAGGGCGCUCGGACACAGGCAUUUCGCUGUCUGGAACGACACCGGGUAUACGUGGCCGAACCAGCCGAAGGUCGACUACCCAGAGGGAUUUCAGGGCACGGAGAUCCCAGUGCAUGGGCCUUCGGUGGCGAAGUUGAUUGAAGACAGGAUCGAGGGGCGCAUU